AAGAGUUAAGACGACCGAGAUGCUGAACGUGUGGGUCACAAUUUUAACGGUUUCUUUGACAACCGCAUGUCAUUCAGCUAAAUCAAAUUCUGAUGAUAUUACCACUGAGAGCAUCUGUGAAGAGUGCACCGAUGUGCCAGACGCCCAAAUCCGCGAGUCUGAAUUUGAAACCACAAUUCUUAGGGGAGCACAACUGAUCAGUGUCCGGUUGAAAACCGACGAGCAUAAACGCGUCUUCAAGGAAUUAGCCGUGAGCAAAUUGAUUGAUGUUUGGAAGCAAACAAGGGGCAAGAACUCCCAUGCCGUUUUCAUGAUUCUGCCAGAAAAUGUGAAAAAUGUUCAUUUACAAUUAUUCGAGGCGGGCAUUCAGCCAAAAAUCAUGGCACCAGACGUGCAAAAACUAAUUGACGAGGAAAACCCUGCGAACACCACGGCCAAUACUGAUUCGUUCCGAAAAGGCUACACAUUAAACUGGGAUGCGUACCACAGAGCGACCGUGAUUCACGACUUUCUUGAUUAUUACGCUGCUAAUUAUGCGUCGCUCUGCACCGUUACAACAAUAGGAAAUACUUAUGAAAAAAGGCCCAUCAAGUUGAUUAAAAUUUCUGCCGGUGGUGCCACUAAGCGCCCUGCUAUAUUCAUAGACGGAGGAAUUCAUGCGAGAGAGUGGAUUGCGUCCGCAACAGUUUCAUACAUAGUAAAAGAGCUGGUUGAAAAUCGCACUCGCUACAGCUCAUUUGCAGAUGCUAUAGAUUUCCAUAUUGUUCCACUUCUCAAUGUUGAUGGCUACGAGUACACGCAAACGAAGGAACGUCUUUGGCGCAAAAACAGGACAAAAAGAAAUACAAAAUGCGUUGGAGUUGACGUGAACCGAAAUUUCGGCUACAAGUGGGGAGGAGCGGGCGCCAGCACAAGUGCCUGCUCAGAAAUAUUUCGAGGACCGUCUGCUUUUUCAGAACCAGAAGCCAUAGCUAUUAGAGACUACAUCAUGAGUUUUAACGUUGGAUUUUUUAAUUCUUACUUGUCGUUCCACAAUUUCGGCCAGUGGAUUUUGUACCCUUGGGGAUACGCUGUCAUGGUUCCUCCUGACUCUGCCGACUUGCAGAGAGUGGGAAACAGUGGUGCUGCGGCGAUGAAGGCUUUGAGCCAAACCAUUUACAAAGUUGGAAAUUCUGCCAAACUAUUGUACAAAUCAUCUGGUGUCUCUGUCGAUUGGGCGAAGGCUGUUCCGGGAAUUAAAUAUACAUACACUGUAGAAUUGCCUGACAAAGGAAAAUAUGGUUUUCUGUUACCGGCAAGUUUCAUUAAAACAACUGGAGAGGACGUGAUGGCUAUGAUCAGGGUUGUUGCUGAAGAAAUCCUUAAAGCUAAAUAACUCCAGGAAACUUUUAAGUGAAAAUUUUACGAUUUAUCAUCAUAUUUUAUUCUUUAAUUUAUUAUUUAUUCCGGUUUUUUCUUUUAUAAAACUUUGUUGAAAAAGUUAGUAAAAAAUAUAAAUUUAAUUGAAGUUAAUUUUAUGAAUUGUUGUAUUAAUUUUUUGUAUUUAAAAAUUUAAUUUUUUAAUAAAACUUGCUAUAGUAUUCUGAUUGCUAAUAUAACAAGAUUUUCUUUGAAGGCAAACAUAGACCUCAGUAGACCUUAUUGUUUCUAC
Molecule: messenger RNA, 1651 nt
Organism: Neocloeon triangulifer
Lineage: Eukaryota; Metazoa; Arthropoda; Insecta; Ephemeroptera; Baetidae
Product: carboxypeptidase B-like
Exons: 6
Coding region: 20-1375 (451 amino acids)
Biological process (GO): proteolysis
Molecular function (GO): metallocarboxypeptidase activity; zinc ion binding
Source: RefSeq, a predicted model, not a curated record